AAGGCCGCCUCCUGGAGACCCAGAGACCAGAACAAAUAUGAAUUUAAAGCUGGGGUGGCGGAGCAGUGUGAGGCUGCCCGGACCCCAGAGGAGGCCUCCGUGCCCCGGGCCAUGGUCCCCUCUCGCAGGACGUGGAACCUGGGAGCCACGCCCUCACUGCGGGGCCUGUGGAGAGUGGGCCGAGCCCCGGAGCCCGAGCUGGGGAUGGCUCGCCCCGCCCCAGCCAGCCCAGCUGCCCGCCCUUUCCCACACACCGGCCCGGGGAGGUUGAGAACUGGGCGUGGAAAAGACACCCCGGUCAGUGGUGACGAGGACCCCAGCACUCGGAUUGCAGCCCGCCCGGCCCUGGCACAGUGCAGAGCCCUCAGCGUGGACUGGGCUGGCCCGGGGAGUCCCCACAGGCUCUACCUGACAGUGCAGCAGGCCCUGCAGGACAAGGGGUGCGAGAGCAAGAGUCAGGGGACAAAAGAAGACAAGCUCCUGAAGAGGCCGGCCCCCAGGCGGGACCGCGAGGCCCCGGAAGCUGGUGGCAGAAUGAAUAUAGAGAAAACAGGUAAAGGAGGUGGGCGGCUCUUUGGCAGCGGGAGGUGCUCCAGCCUGUCGGGGUCACCAGGUGCGGCCCCUGUGGUACACAGGAUGGUGGAGGCCAUGUCCCAGCUUCAGGAGGAGAAAUCCCAGCUUCAGGAGGAGCUGGUGGUCCUGCGGGAGAGGCUGGCCCUCCAUGACAGUGACCAGCACGCCACAUCCACCCAGCUGCAGAACCAGGUGGAGAAUCUGAAGGAGAAGCUCAUUAGCCAGGCCCAGGAAGUGAGCCGACUGCGAUCGGAGCUGGGAGGCACAGACUUGGAGAAGCACCGGGACCGGCUGAUGGUGGAGAAUGAGCGGCUGAGGCAGGAGCUGCAGGAGCUACGGGCGCAGCCUGCGGCGCCCUGCCCGGGCUGUGAGCACAGUCAGGAAAGCACCCAGCUCCGAGACAAGCUGUCCCAGCUGCAGCUGGAGGUGGCAGAGAACAAAGGCAUGCUGUCAGAACUGAACUUGGAGGUCCAGCAGAAGACGGACCGGCUGGCCGAGGUAGAGCUGCGGCUCAAGGACUGCUUGGCUGAGAAGGCACAGGAAGAGGAGCGGCUCAGCCGGCGCCUGCGGGACAGCCACGAGACCAUCGCCAGCCUGCGGGCCCAGUCACCACCAGUCAAGUACGUCAUCAAGACAGUGGAGGUGGAGUCAUCGAAAACCAAGCAAGCCCUCAGCGAGUCCCAGGCUCGGAACCAGCACCUGCAGGAGCAGGUGGCCAUGCAGCGGCAGGUGCUGAAGGAGAUGGAACAGCAGCUUCAUAGCUCACAUCAGCUGACCGCCCAGCUCCGGGCUCAGAUUGCCAUGUAUGAGGCAGAGUUAGAGCGAGCACACGGACAGAUGCUGGAGGAGAUGCAGUCCCUGGAAGAGGACAAGAACCGGGCCAUCGAGGAGGCCUUUGCCCGAGCCCAGGUGGAGAUGAAGGCUGUGCACGAGAACCUGGCAGGCGUCCGGACCAACCUGUUGACACUGCAGCCAGCCCUGCGGACCCUCACCAAUGACUACAAUGGGCUUAAGAGGCAGGUUCGAGGCUUCCCAAUGCUGCUGCAGGAGGCGCUCAGGAGUGUCAAGGCUGAGAUUGGCCAGGCUAUUGAGGAGGUCAACAACAACAACCAGGAGUUGCUGCGCAAGUAUCGCCGGGAGCUGCAGCUGCGCAAGAAGUGCCACAACGAGCUCGUGCGGCUGAAAGGAAACAUCCGGGUGAUUGCUCGUGUCCGGCCAGUCACCAAAGAGGAUGGGGAAGGACCCGAGGCGACCAAUGCCGUGACCUUCGAUCCUGAUGAUGACUCCAUCAUCCACCUGCUACACAAGGGCAAGCCUGUGUCCUUCGAGCUGGACAAGGUCUUCUCCCCAGGGGCCUCACAGCAGGACGUGUUCCAGGAGGUGCAGGCCCUGAUCACCUCUUGCAUUGAUGGCUUCAACGUCUGCAUCUUUGCCUAUGGCCAGACAGGUGCAGGCAAGACAUACACAAUGGAGGGAACCCCCGAGAACCCCGGCAUCAACCAGCGGGCCCUGCAGCUACUCUUCUCUGAGGUGCAAGAGAAGGCCUCCGACUGGCAGUAUACCAUCACUGUCAGUGCAGCCGAGAUCUACAACGAGGUCCUCAGGGAUCUGCUGGGAAGAGAGCCUCAGGAGAAACUGGAGAUCCGGCUGUGUCCGGAUGGCAGCGGGCAGCUGUAUGUGCCAGGGUUGACGGAGUUCCAGGUGCAGAGCGUGGAGGACAUCAACAAGGUGUUUGAGUUUGGCCACACAAACCGCACCACGGAGUUUACCAACCUCAAUGAGCACAGCUCCCGCUCGCAUGCCCUGCUCAUCGUGACCGUGCGAGGCGUGGACUGCAGCACAGGCCUCCGCACCAUCGGGAAGUUGAACCUGGUAGACCUGGCUGGGUCUGAGCGCGUGGGCAAGUCGGGAGCUGAGGGCCACCGCCUGCGGGAGGCACAGCACAUCAACAAGUCCCUGUCGGCCUUGGGGGACGUCAUUGCUGCCCUCCGCUCCCGCCAGGGCCACGUGCCCUUCCGCAACUCCAAGCUCACCUACCUGCUGCAGGACUCACUCAGUGGAGACAGCAAGACACUCAUGGUGGUACAGGUGUCCCCUGUGGAGAAGAACGCCAGCGAGACACUGUAUUCCCUCAAGUUUGCUGAGCGGGUGCGCUCCGUGGAACUGGGCCCUGGGUCUCGCCGCACAGAGCUUGGGUCCUGGUCAAGCCAAGAACAUCUGGAGUGGGAGCCAGCUUGCCAGACACCACAGCCCUCAGCACGGGCCCAUUCAGCCCCCACUUCUGGAACCAGUAGCCGCCCUGGCUCCAUCCGGAGGAAGCUGCAGCCCUCAGCCUGACGGCUGGGGCUGAUGUCUCCAGGGAGGUCGAGGCCAGUGCCUGUUUGAGGAUGCAUCAUCCUGCUGGGCCUGGAGCUAGGCCCAUAGACCGUGCCACCUGCUCCUGCUAUAGCACCGGGACAGCAGGAAACAGGCCCGUGGAUGAGAGUUCACCCACCAUGACUGCUCGGAUGAAGAACACGCGCAGAAGGAAAGCAGUGUCUAUGUGUGGCUGUAGGCAUGCGUGGCAGGGUCUGGAGGGCCCAGGAACCAUGGGAAUGGGGUUGGGCUGGUGGCACCUUGGCUCCUUUCACAGAAGGGGAACCUCCCACACAUCCCCAGUGGGGCAUGUACAUAGUGUUCCUAGGUGUACAUAGAGCCUGGCUCUGCCCAGGGCUGGGCCGUAUUUAUAGACGCAGAGGCCAGUGGGUGGGGUUCUGUGUCCCCUCGUCUGCCUGGCACCACUGGCUUCCUGACAUGCUGCUCUUCCCUCCACAAUCCUAUUUAAGACGUUUUGGAAGCUUAGCCAUUUUUGUUAAAAUAAAAGCUUUUUUACACA
Dipodomys ordii (Ord's kangaroo rat) is the source of this 3448-nucleotide messenger RNA. It is a transcript of the gene Kifc3, whose product is annotated as kinesin family member C3. Gene Ontology annotation, molecular function: microtubule motor activity; microtubule binding; ATP binding. The transcript has 22 exons. NCBI's taxonomy places the organism in Eukaryota, Metazoa, Chordata, Mammalia, Rodentia, Heteromyidae. Gene Ontology annotation, biological process: microtubule-based movement. The record is from RefSeq and is a predicted model, not a curated record. Bases 112 to 2910 code for a protein of 932 amino acids.